This is a messenger RNA of Syzygium oleosum, 668 nucleotides long. RefSeq lists its product as uncharacterized. Lineage: Eukaryota; Viridiplantae; Streptophyta; Magnoliopsida; Myrtales; Myrtaceae. Bases 84 to 611 code for a protein of 175 amino acids. The transcript is spliced from 3 exons. The record is from RefSeq and is a predicted model, not a curated record.
CGUCUCUGCAACGUCUCUCGUCACCUCGCCGCUAAUACUCUCUCUCUCUCUCUCUCUCUCCGAGCAAAACCGCAUCGCCGCCGAUGGCGUCUCUGGUCUCCCGCCUCCCGAGCUGCAAUCGCCCUCGCGGCGACGAUCUUCUCCCCGCAAUCGCCGCCGCGGCUCCAAUCGCCUGCCCCACCAGCUCGCGCUCGCGCUUCACUUCGAACCGUCCGGUCAAUCUCAUCGCCUCCGUCGCGAACCGGUCCGGGCCUCGCGUCCGCAAUCCUAAGAGCAGCGAAGAGGACGAAGCUUCCGUCCAAGAGCUCAGGAUCCCCGACCAUUGGUUGCACCCUCCCAAGGCCCUGGAGGAAUCGGAAUGGCUCAGAGUUUCUCUGCACAAAUGGCUGGACGACGAGUACUGCCCGGAGGAGACUAAUGUCAAGAUCAGCCAGGUUGCCGCGAGCUCGUACUACAGUUCCUUGUUGGAGAAGCGAACCGACCUGGGCGACAUCCUGUUGAGCAUGGCUAGAGAAUUGGAGUCCAUCUCCUACCAGGAGAGCUUUCAUGGGGCAUUCUCGUCGGCGAACGCGGCGAUCGAUCUGAUAUGUCGGCGGAUAGAGCAGUCGUAGCGGAACUCACAUCAUGAUGAAGAAGAAGUAGAAGAAGAAGAAGAAGCAGAAGAAGAA